UUGUUGGAGCAAUAGCAUUGAAGGGAUAAAUGAAUUCCCCUUCUGAUGAAUUUCCAGGGUGAUUUCCAGUAAAAGAUUGCAGCAGUACCUCAAUCUUGCAUUUGUUUCUUUUGGAAAAUAUUCUAGUUUCUUUCUUUCCAAACAAAGUAAAUUCUACCAACUAAGACAAUUUUGUAUUCAGGCAAGAAGCAGUAGAAAUGCAGCAAAUAGAGCUAAGUUGACGAUGCUUCAUCAUAUUGGUAGCAAGCCUAUUCGAGAGAUUAUUUAUCAAAAGGGAGGGAAAGAUGGCAAUCCACCAGAUUUGGCAACCAUUUUCUUUGAGACUCGUAAGAAAGAUAACAAGCUUGUUGAACCUGAAGCAAUUGAAAAACAUGCUCAACUCCAAGAAAUUGUUCAAGCAGAUCCAUCUCUACCUAGCAUAGAGAUUGUUGAAAAAUGUUGUGGACCUCAAACUCGUAGCCAUGUAUUUGGAUUUGGGGGUGGAGUAAAGGCGAACGAUUUAAAAGGUGGAGCCUCUUCAAAGGCUGAACUAUUUUCUGCUCUAUGUUCAUCUCGAGAGGAUAACAAAUCGAACUAUUUUCUGCUCUAUAUUCAUCUCGAGAGGAUAACAAAUCCUUGA
Solanum tuberosum (potato) is the source of this 619-nucleotide messenger RNA. RefSeq lists its product as uncharacterized. The transcript is spliced from 3 exons. The record is from RefSeq and is a predicted model, not a curated record. NCBI's taxonomy places the organism in Eukaryota, Viridiplantae, Streptophyta, Magnoliopsida, Solanales, Solanaceae. Bases 224 to 619 code for a protein of 131 amino acids.